Messenger RNA from Diabrotica balteata, 565 nucleotides. The record is from the annotation of a GenBank genome assembly. Lineage: Eukaryota; Metazoa; Arthropoda; Insecta; Coleoptera; Chrysomelidae.
GUCAGACGUAGUCUCAAAAUAAAUUUUUGAUCUGUCACUGAAAAUUUUACACAUUGGAUUUUUAGUUAUUUAAAUAUUUCAAAUUUAGCACAAAGAAAUGGCUUCUGCUAUGGAUGUUGAUGCCGAAGAAGUAGAAUUGCCCACUUCGAGUAGCUCAAAAGGAGAAAAGAAACGUUUUGAAGUAAAAAAGUGGAAUGCUGUAGCUUUGUGGGCCUGGGACAUUGUAGUGGAUAACUGUGCCAUUUGCAGAAAUCAUAUUAUGGAUCUAUGUAUUGAAUGCCAGGCAAACCAGGCGUCAGCCACCAGUGAAGAAUGUACUGUAGCUUGGGGUGUUUGUAAUCAUGCCUUUCACUUCCACUGCAUAUCUAGAUGGUUAAAAACUAGACAAGUAUGUCCUUUAGAUAAUAGAGAAUGGGAGUUUCAGAAGUAUGGACAUUAGUGCUUUAGUUUUGGUUUUGCAUCAAAUUAAAAGGAAGACCUAUUUAUAAUUUAAUGGUAUUAACAAUUAAUAAUACAAUAUUUUGUCAAUAUUUCAUUUUCUUUCGAAUUAAACAGUUUCUUAGUA